Messenger RNA from Habropoda laboriosa, 2010 nucleotides. Its product is annotated as transmembrane protein 184C. Gene Ontology annotation, molecular function: transporter activity. NCBI's taxonomy places the organism in Eukaryota, Metazoa, Arthropoda, Insecta, Hymenoptera, Apidae. The record is from RefSeq and is a predicted model, not a curated record. Gene Ontology annotation, biological process: transport. The transcript is spliced from 7 exons. Bases 203 to 1471 code for a protein of 422 amino acids.
UCUGACAAGGUUGUUAUGACUUUUUUAAAGCCAUUUACCAUGUUUACGAGAGUAUAGCGCUUGGAAGUAUAAUUAUAAUUACGUCCACCGUUAAAUCGCUCGAUUCCAUCGUUAACGUUCGAUGUUGGAGUGUUCAAGUACGUUAAUUUAGUGAAACUGACUGAAAAAAUUAUGUGAUAUUUCCUUGAAUUUCUGAAAAGUGAUGGCUUCUACUUGUCGCCGCUGGAGGCUAUGGAUUUUACCAGUUCUAACUUGUCUUUAUGCACUUCUCAUCAUUAUCCUAGUACCAAUCCUCUUGGCGAACUCCAUUAAGAAUGGUUUCAAAAAGCAGGAUCAAGGUGCUCUCGUUGGAGGUGCUUUCGUGCUGCUUGCAUUGCCUAUUGCUUUCUAUGAGAUUGUUCAACACAUGAUAUAUUACACACAACCUAGGCUGCAGAAGUAUAUUAUCAGGAUAUUAUGGAUGGUACCAAUUUAUGCAGUAAAUGCUUGGCUUGGUUUAGUUUAUCCAGAAGGCAGCAUAUAUGUGGAUAGUUUGAGAGAGUGCUAUGAGGCAUACGUAAUAUACAAUUUUAUGAUGUAUUUAUUGGCCUACUUGGAUGCUGAUCGUCAGUUAGAACACAGGCUUGAAAUGUCCUCUCAGGUACAUCACAUGUUCCCACUGUGUUAUUUACCUGACUGGGAAAUGGGAAGAGAAUUUGUACAUAUGUGCAAACAUGGAAUAUUGCAAUAUACUGCUGUUAGGCCUAUAACAACUUUGAUAUCUUUUAUCUGUGAGCUUAAUGGAGUGUAUGGAGAAGGUGAAUUUAGAACGGACGUAGCAUUUCCGUAUAUGAUUGCUCUAAAUAAUUUAUCACAAUUCGUUGCCAUGUAUUGUUUGGUGCUUUUUUACCGUGCCAACGCAGAGGCUUUAAAACCGAUGAAACCGAUCGGGAAAUUCUUGUGCAUUAAAGCAGUCGUGUUCUUCUCUUUCUUUCAAGGUGUAAUGAUCGCAUUGCUAGUGUACUUCGACGUAAUAUCGAGUAUUUUUAACACGAAUGACAUGGACGACAUCAGGAAUAUAUCAUCGAAAUUGCAGGAUUUCCUAAUUUGCAUUGAGAUGUUCAUGGCCGCGGUAGCUCACCACUACAGUUUUUCAUACAAACCUUUUGUAAAUCUAGCACAGGGCCAAGCAUGGUGGGACGCAUUCAGGGCGAUGUGGGAUGUUUCUGACGUUCAUAAUGACAUCAAAGAACACCUAGGAGUAGUAGGAUCUUCCUUAAGUCGCAGGAUACGUGGUCGAAGUGCUUAUCAGCAGGCCUGGGGAAGCGCGACGGAACGUACGUCUCUUCUUCCAGAAGCAUCUGUGACCACGGCUAGAAGCGCGCCAGCAUGUUCCUUUUCCGGUUACAAUACCGCGGAAAUCGAGCAGAACGAUGGUUCCGUCGACUUGAUUCCAGACGUGCAGGAUACCAAUAACGCGGUGAAGACGUAAUUAACCGACGUUCUCUCAAAUAAAUUUUUGAGAAGAACGUUAACAUAAUCAAAGGAUACAUUUUUUGUUUGGGACACACACAUACGCAAAUCGGCAUUGCUCUGCAUCGCUAGUAUUACCUUUAUAAGCAGAGAGAAAGAAAGAGAGAGGGAGAGAAAGAUAAUCUAAUUUUGCAAAACCAACGUUCUCCCCAGUAUAUUGUACAAAAAUUCUCACUAUCCUGCUCUGUUAAAUUAAUGGGGCACACUUUUUUGACCCUAGAUAUAUGAUCAUACAACUGCUCAUCACUCUUUCACAAGGAGCAGAGAGUUUUGAAUUCUAAUGACGACUCAGGAAAAUGAGACAUUUUAGAUUUUUAGAGGAAUUACCUUCACUUUGAGAAAGCAAGGUUUUCAAAGCACUCUCUUCUGGCUAAUAAUUAAUACUAGAACGACCAGUCGGGUCAAAGUAACACAUUAGCGAUUUUCCAAAAGUGAAUUUUUGUGUAACUAAAACGUGAUUGAAAAAUUAGAUUCAUAUCGAUACAAGUAAAAGUAUAC